Solanum verrucosum is the source of this 2325-nucleotide messenger RNA. RefSeq lists its product as uncharacterized. Gene Ontology annotation, biological process: protein N-linked glycosylation. Gene Ontology annotation, molecular function: alpha-(1->6)-fucosyltransferase activity. Bases 156 to 1841 code for a protein of 561 amino acids. The transcript is spliced from 8 exons. The record is from RefSeq and is a predicted model, not a curated record. Lineage: Eukaryota; Viridiplantae; Streptophyta; Magnoliopsida; Solanales; Solanaceae.
UUGGAACAAAAGUACAACAACUAUUACUGCGCCUAAUUAAUUCCUACACAAGUUGGUAGCACCUAAUGAAAUUUGUUUUGAUUUUAAUUUCUUCUUUCUGAUAGAAAUAAUUAGUAGCAUGGAGGUGUGUUCAAAUUUUUGAGGAAAGAGAAAAUAUGGAACAGAGGUCUCUUGAAAGAGUUGUUUCACAGAGGGCUCUGCAAAUAGGAAGCUCAUUUCCAUGCCAAAUUUGUGUGCUUGGCUUUCUAUCUGGUGUUUGUCUCACUUCUUUAUUUCUUGCUUCAUUUGGUGGCCUUUCACUUUUAUCUCCAAUUUCAACAUUCACUUCUUCUUCAACAACCUUAAUAAGUGGAGACUGCAAUGUUAAACAAAAGAAUAUAGAAAGCCGGUUCUUUUCCCACGAAAAGUUGGCACUGGGGGUACAUGAGAGGGUGUCAUUACUCUACUCAUCUUGGGGUAAUUUAGUGAAUCAAUCAGCAAAUGAAGGCAAAUCCAACUUACCAAAAGCACCUCACUUGGAGGACUGCAAGCUAAGUGCAGAAACAAAUGAACGACUUGAUACCCGACUUCAAAAUGAUAGCUUCCCUCCAUGGACUAUAUGGAAGGGACAGUUAGAUAACUUCCCGUGGACAGCUGAAGAUGAACAGCUUCGAUAUUAUAGACAUCAAACAGUAUCUGAAGGAGCUUAUCCUCCCUGGAUCAAGGGCUCAGAUGAAGAGAAUUACCCUUUAACAAGGAAGGUGCAACGUGACAUAUGGCUCCAUCAACAUCCUUUGAACUGCAGUGAUGGAAAUGUAAAGUUUCUGAUAGCUGACUGGGAGAGAAUACCCGGGUUCGGUAUUGGUGCACAGAUAGCUGGAAUGUGUGGUCUUCUUGCAAUAGCAAUCAAUGAGAAAAGGGUUCUUGUUACGAGCUAUUAUAACCGUGCUGACCACAAUGGUUGUAAAGGUUCAUCACGCUCCAGUUGGUCUUGCUACUUCUUUCCAGAAACAUCUCCUGAAUGCAGAGAUCGUGCUUUUGAGCUCAUGAAACAAAAAGAAGCAUGGGAAAAAGGGAUCAUAACGAUAAAAGAAAACUAUACGUCUAAAGAGAUAUGGUCUGGACGCACUCCCAGGUCAUGGGGAAAACCUUGGAGUUAUUUGCAGCCAACAACAGAUAUUAAUGGAAGUUUAAUUGCUUAUCAUCGCAAAAUGGAUAGGAGGUGGUGGCGUGCUCAGGCAGUGCGCUACCUAAUGCGGUUUCAGACUGAGUACACAUGUAACUUGCUAAACCAAGCACGGCAUGCAGCAUUUGGCUGGGAAGCAGCGAGAAUGGUUCUUGAAAGUCAAUUUAGAGAUUUUCCUGAGGGAGUAGACAAGGCGGCCAAACAUGACAUCGAAAGUUUUGUAUGGUCAAGUCAUAAACCUUGGAGUCCUAGGCCAAUGUUGAGCAUGCAUGUUCGAAUGGGCGACAAGGCAUGUGAGAUGAUAGUUGUUGGGUUCAAAGAAUACAUGCAUCUUGCUGAGCGCAUAACAAAGCACUUCCCUAAUCUUAAGAGCAUCUGGCUUUCGACAGAAAUGCAGGAAGUUGUAGAUCAAUCAAGACUGUACCCUCAUUGGACGUUUUACUACACAAAUGUGACACGCCAAACGGGUAACAUGACAAUGGCAACUUAUGAAGCCAGUCUUGGGAGGGAGACGAGCACGAAUUAUCCUCUUGUUAAUUUUUUGUUGGCAAGUGAAGCCGAUUUCUUCAUUGGAGCAUUGGGAUCGACGUGGUGUUUCCUCAUAGACGGUAUGAGGAAUACCGGAGGGAAAGUCAUGUCUGGAUACUUGAGCGUUAACAAGGAUCGAUUUUGGUAGCUAUACAAUGGAGCUUCUAACUCCAUCUAUGCAUAAGAAAAGUGCUAGCAGGGUGUUUGGAUGCUAAUCACAUCAGUUCUUACAUGUAAAUUGUUCAUUGUAAAGAAAGUAAAAUUAAAUUGGCAUAAUACAUAAAUAUGUCAUUUAACUUGGCUUCAGCUGACAUCUAUGCCCCAACUUUGGGCGUGCAUAACUAGACACUUAAAUUUGUAUAAAAAUUGUACAAGUUGGCACACAUGUCCUACGUGACAUAAUACACGUAGGACAUAAAAUUGUCAUGUAGGACGCCAUAUCGGACGAUUGUGUCUAUAUGUUCAAUUUUAUACGAGUUUAAGUGUUUAUUUGUGCAUAUUUGAAGUUAAAGAUCAUAGUUGUCAGCUGAAGUCAAGUUAAGGGUCAUGUUUAUAUAUUAUGCUAAUUAAAAUUGCCUCACAAUUGUCACAACUUCUAUAUAACUAAUUACAUUUUCUUGUAAAUACAUGAA